AUGGCCAUGACACUCCGGUUCCUGUAUCUUGUCACUUCGCUUCUCACACUCUUCUCACUCGCCUUGGGUAGUAAUGACUGCUCCAUUGAAACUUUUCAAGCCUUCUUGGACGCCAAUGGUACCGCCGCGCGUGUAGUUUACGCCCGUCACUAUGCAGAGAAUUCGACUUUUGUGAAUCCCAACAUCAGCUCCGUCACCAAUCCCACUCAAAUGCCAGCAGCGUGUGCAAUUCAGGUCAAUGCGACGACGGAUGUCGACACCUACUUCAGCUUUGGCGUCUUCCUGCCUGAUACGUGGAAUGAAAGGUUCUUCCAUGCUGCACAGGAAGGUGAAGACAUCAAUUGGGUCGAUAUGGCCGUUGGACUUCGUUAUGGCUUCGCCUCUGUAGCCACUGACACUGGCCACACGGGCUCCGACAUGGAUGGAGUCUGGUGGAAGAAUCCAGAGUCAAUCAACGACUGGGCCUGGCGUGCCAACCACCUCACUAGUGUACUGGGCAAGUUCCUCGUCGAGAAAUUUUAUGGUCAAAAGCCCAAAUAUAGCUACUUCGCCGGCUGCUCCACCGGUGGGCGCCAGGCCAUGAAAGAAACACAGAAGUUUCCACGGGACUAUGACGGCGUGAUUGUUGCCUGCCCGGCAUGGUGGACGACCCACCAGCAGCUGUACAAUCUUAAGCAGACGACCUAUCAGGCACCUCAGGGAUCAGCUCAUACAAUCCCAAUGGAGAUGUUUGCCGUCAUUGGAGCAGAGGCAAUUCGUCAGUGCGACCCUCAAGACGGACUGGUCGACAACAUCAUUUCCGAUCCACUAGGCUGUCAUUUCGACUACCUGCCAUUACUCUGUACCGAGGCAAAGACCACCAGUUGCUUGACAGGACCUCAGAUAGAGACGCUGCAUAAGAUCUACAACGACUGGGUGGAAACCAAUCAGACUUUCGUGUACACACAUCCGCUAUACGGAAGCGAAGCAAUGUGGAAUGAGAGUGGCGUCAUCGGCAACGGCAGUGUUGGCAACGAAGACUCGCAGCUGUGGUAUCCUCAACAUAUCCUCGGCCUCGCCAACUUCACUGUACAAGACUUCGAUUAUAGCGUGGUGCAAUACGCCGAUAAGACCGACCCGGGCGAUUCAUCCGCUGACAACUAUGACCUGGCCGAGUUCUACCACCACGGAGGGAAGCUCAUUCACUACCAUGGUCAUUCCGACGCCAUUGUACCCCCCGGCAUCGGCCUCUAUUACCGCGACCACAUGGCUGCCACGCUAGCGCCACAGGGUAUUGAUAUCGACGACUUCUAUCGCUUCUUCGCUAUUCCUGGAAUGGAACAUUGCUACCACACACCAUCCACCAUGGGCGCACCGUGGUAUAUCGCCGGGCCCACGCAGGCGAGCACGCUGAGCCCGUCCCUUUACAGUGUCCCCGGCUACCGAGAUGCUAAGCACGACAUCUUCCUGGCUUUAAUCAACUGGGUUGAGAAUGGUAGUGCACCCGACUACAUUAUUGGUUCUCGCUUCAAUAGUAGCCUUGAGUAUACCUCGAACACUAUCGACAAACAACGGCCGAUAUGCGCGUAUCCCAAGCUGGCGCAGUACGUGGGAUCAGGAGACAUUGAUGAUGCGGCCAACUUUGAGUGUAAGGCCCUGUAUUAG
Molecule: messenger RNA, 1644 nt
Organism: Aspergillus luchuensis
Lineage: Eukaryota; Fungi; Ascomycota; Eurotiomycetes; Eurotiales; Aspergillaceae
Exons: 4
Coding region: 1-1644 (547 amino acids)
Source: RefSeq, a predicted model, not a curated record